Messenger RNA from Dromiciops gliroides (monito del monte), 4435 nucleotides. RefSeq names its product GRAM domain containing 2A (gene GRAMD2A). Gene Ontology annotation, molecular function: phosphatidylinositol-4,5-bisphosphate binding. Gene Ontology annotation, biological process: regulation of store-operated calcium entry. Gene Ontology annotation, cellular component: extrinsic component of cytoplasmic side of plasma membrane; organelle membrane contact site; endoplasmic reticulum membrane. The transcript has 14 exons. The coding region runs from base 391 to 1419 and encodes 342 amino acids. The record is from RefSeq and is a predicted model, not a curated record. Lineage: Eukaryota; Metazoa; Chordata; Mammalia; Microbiotheria; Microbiotheriidae.
UCCUCCCCGUUCUUCUGCUUUCCCCUCCCCCUGGGGGCGGCUCUCACCUGGGCGGACCGGCAGAAGCAGCCAAUGGGCUGAUGGGGCGGGCCGCAGAGUUUGGGUAGCGGCUUCGGCGGCCGCAGUCUGGUUCCGCAGUACCGGGGGUCUCGUUGGGGGAGAGUGCUGGUGAUGACGGCCCUCAGUCGGACAGAGGCCGUUGCCGACCCACCCAGUUAAAGUCCAUGAGAAUGAAGACACUGGGAAUUAAAAAAAAUGGAUGUGAUCUUUCCUGCCCCAAUCUGGACAGUGGAUGGAUGACAAAGAAAGGAGCACUCUUCCUGUGCCCUCACCUCCUUGACCUGUUGAGCUUCCAAGGCAAGAGGGGUGAAAACUAACAGAAAAAAUGGAAUGUUAGCCCAAGCAUGUGAAUGCAGAGAGAACUCCAGGAGAGAGCAUGCACCUGCUUCAGUGAAAGGAACCAGUCACAGCUCCAAACAGAUGCAUGAAAAAACAGUUCCCUUGAAGAUCCCAGUGGACCAACUGGAAAAGUUGGAGGAAUCUCCAAAGGAGAGGAGUCCCUGCCUGGAGACCCUGGAGGAGAGUGUGCAUCUGCCUGAAGGCCUAAAGGAUGAAGAGAUAAAGAAAAGCAGCCUAGAAGUGACACCAAAUAAAUACAACCAUCAAUAUCAUAAGCUGUUCAAGGACAUCCCCCCAGAGGAGACUGUUCUGAAAGUGUGUUCCUGUGCACUCCAAAGGGAUAUCCUCAUACAAGGACGUCUAUACAUCUCCCAUAACUGGCUCUGCUUUCAUGCCAGCCUCUUUGGGAAAGACAUCAAGGUAGUCAUCCCUGUGCUGUCUGUCCAGAUGAUAAAAAAGCAUAAGAUGGCCAGACUCUUGCCAAAUGGACUGGCUAUUACAACCAACACGAGCAGGAAGUAUAUUUUCGUAUCAUUGAUCUCAAGGGACAGCGUCUAUGAUGUACUGCGGAGAGUCUGCACCCACCUGCAGCCUUCCAGUAAGAAGAGUCUGAGUGUAAGAGAAUAUCCAGAUGAACCUGACUCUGAGUCUCUGGAGGGCCUUGUUCCAGAAAUGAAAUGGAGAAAGAUGUCCCCAACUUCAUUGUCUCUGUCCCUCCCUGAUGAUGUCUUCCCCUGCAUUCAUCGGGGAUCUAUUAGCAGCCUGGGCACCAAGGAGAGCUCCUUCCCCUCUGAGAAACCCCUGGCAUCUGAUAAUGCUAUCCACACAGAGGAGGAGCUGGAGGGGGAACCAGAGGGCAGCCCAGAGCUGAGGCCCUGGGAUUAUCAGCUGCUCAAGGUCUUCUUUGUACUGAUAUGCCUCCUGGUUGUGUCAUCAUCUUACAUGGCAUUUCGAAUCUUCCGGCUGGAGCAGCAGUUAUGUUCUCUGAACUGGGACUCUGUGUCCCAUAGACACAGGUGACAGCAGUGGGAAUUUUGUGAGUACCCUUUCCAAGAAGGGAGCCCUUGGUGUUGAGAUUCCAACAUAGUUCCCCCUCAGUUUGUGUUGCUGAAAUGCCAAGAAGAGAGUCUUAAUGAAAAGAUUUCUAAUUUUCCUGCCACCUUGAUAGCCUGAUCUGAAGGACCUGUUUAUGAAGGAAUCCUCUCCUGGUCUUAUUGGACUCAACUCAGCAGAUGGAGAAACCAGUUGUGGGAUCCUGUGCCUCAGUUUCAGCUGUCAGGAGCAAGUCGGGGAAACCAUCUAAGCUGCUUCUCAGAAAUGGUUGCUUUGGGUAGGCAGAGUGUUUUUUGGAAAAGCUCAUUGUACUUGGGCAUCAGGAAUAGAGUCUCAUUGAGGUCACUCCCACUGUUAUGUCCCUCACUCCAGUGUCUGAGGAAUCCAAGGACUGAAUACCAAUGCUACUCAUCCCUUUUGCUGCCCUGAACAAGCCUUCACCUGGAGGCCUCAGCUGUGCCCAAAAGAAUUACUUCCUCUGAGCCCCCUGGAAGUCUUACCCAAACGAAGUUGAACACACGAAGCCAAAGGGCAUUUUGCUGCUGGGGUAACUAGACGUGAGCUCAGGACAAAGCUUACUUGGAAAAAGGUUGGAGGUAGACUAUGCAUCUUAAGUGGAGGGGGAGAAGUGAUAGCAACAGAAGGUGGCCAUCCUUGUACUUGUAAUCAAUCUAGCCAUGCCUGGCAGCCUGGGACAAAGCUGGAAGGGCAGCAAGUGGGGGAGAUGAAAGGGCUACAGCACUUUCUGAGGGCCAUUUGGGGAGGAGUAGGCUGUGGGAGGAAAAGGAAACAUCCCAAAGGAUUUCUUUGCUGAGUCUGUGCCUAUGUUGAUAACAUUUUCUACUCUUCACACAGAGGCCCAAGAAGCAGACAGGCCAGCGGUAACUGGUAAAUCAGUCAGGGACAGUGUUUUUGCUUGAGCUAUUUGUGUCAUUGUCAGAGCUAAACCUAGGUGCAAUAAGCAAAGUGAAUAAUUGUGCCUUUAAUCUAUACCAUUCUUGAAUAUAUACCUUCAGCUCUCUUUCACAAAUGGUACCCUGGAUUAAUGCUUCAUUUUCUGGAAACUUGAACAGGCACUGAUUAUUGGGCAGUGUAUAUACUUUACCUAAGAGUUCUCUCUGGGAAAAGUAGACAUCCCAUGGAGUGAGAGGAGUCUGUUUCACUUCCCCUUUCCCCCAACCCUAAACCCUAUUUAAAUCAUUUGUCAUGUCUCAGGCUCAGGUACUUCUUGGCUUUGUACUCUUGUUUUAAAGAAUAGAUGUGGUCAAUAUUUGAAUAAAACAACUCCCAGAUUUUUCUUCUUGGAUCUUCCAGCUUUCUCCCUAAGUCCUUCCUAUCAAGAUUUUUUUUAAGGAAACAACUUGAUAACCUGAUCUUCUCCUCCUUGGAAAAAGGGAUACAAUUUCUGAUCUUCCAACAAAAAAUAAACCCACACCCUCUUCCUGAGCACAUGAGAGCUGGGAGAAGCAUAAGGAAAUGAAGUUGGCUGAAAAGGUGGUAACAAGCAUCAUGAACCCAGUGCAAUAGACCUGCUCUCACAAUUUCCCCCAUUUAGCACCCCACCCCAUUCCCUAUACCUGUAGUUUCCAUUUGCUCCCUUCCCUAAUCUUUGACUUAGUUUCACCCCCCCCUCUUCCUGCCAUUUAAGUUCAGGCAAGAAGGAAACUGAGGAGAAAACAUGUCGAGUGCAUCACAGAUGACAGUUCAGAAGUUCCCACACUGUAAAAGGUUGUUUGCCAUCCUUUCCUUCUUCAAGAUUCUUGAGAUAGGCUCCUUGGCCACUUGGGAUGUCCCUUUCUUGACCCUGGAGAAAGAAAGCAGGAGUAUCAAGCUUGGAAGUGGGCACAUUACUGAAAGGGAGCCACAGCUUCCUGCGACACCCAACAGGCACUUCAGACAAAAGGCCCGGGGAGAGAUGCUCAUGAAACUUCUCUGAUUGAACUCUGCAACCUAAAUCAAUGCUGCUGUAAACACUGGAACACACUGCCCCAUCUAAGGAGCUCCUGGAUUUGGCACACUACCUCCAACUCUUUCCUCUUGUCCUAGUCCUUGGAAGAGUCAGACAGCACUGAGAAGCUUAAGUCAUCUCAAUCAAUGAAUCCUACAGUGGAAAGGGACCUCAGAUCCUCAGAUGUUGCCUAGUUCAAUCAGUACCUGAAGCAUGAAUUCCCCACUACAAAGCCUUCAGCAAGUGGCCCUCCAGACCUCUCGGGAUAAGGAACACCUGACCUGAUGAGGCAGCCCAUUUAAUUUCUGGGAAGCUCUAAGUGUUAAAAAGUUUUUCCUUAUAUUGGGCCAAAAUGUGCUUCUCUGCAGUCUCCACUUUUUGGUAUUACCUCCGCCUUCUGGGCCAAGAAGAAUGAGUGUUAUCUCUCUGACAUGAAGAUACUUCAAAGAGUUGAAAAUAAUGUCCAUAUCUUAGUCUUUUCUUCAAACCAAGCAUCCCCAGGAUGCCAUCCUGGCUGACCUCCUCUACAUGUGCUUCAGCUUGUUCAUGUCCUUCCUCAAUCAUGGCACCCUAGACUGAACAGAUUUUAGAUUCUGUUUUCUGAUCAGGGCAGAUUAUAGUAAACUUCUCAUCUCCUAUAUUCUGGACACUAUGUCUAAAAUCACAUUAUUGUUUUUGGUUGCCAUCUCACACAUUGACUCAUAUUGCAGCCCACUAGAAUAUGAACUACUUUGUAAUAAUGUCUCUUUCCUCUUUUCCUCUCACCCUGACCUGGGCAGCUGAUUUUUUAAACUCAAGUAUAGCACUUCACCCUUCUAAAUUUCAUCUUGUUAGUCUGGGUACAGCAGGGUUGGUAGCUGAGCACUAGGGGCAAUGUGGAGUAUUCUAUUGUGAUGACUGUAAACUAUAAAGUAUUUAUUAUAUACACACGAAUGGAUGUUCUUUUGAUUUCCUGGGAAGAUGGUCCAACCAGAUUCUGUAUUGUCUGGGGGAGGUGGGUGGGUAAUGCUGGGUGUAUUUCAAUACAGUGUGAUG